UCUUGUGCAACGAGGCGUGACCAGCGCGUGACGUCAGACCUCACGAGCGCAGCUUGUUUUGGAGGAAGUGAAGAAGAGAGCUCCGUUCAGCUAGCAGCUAGCCGCUUAGCCUGACAGGAAAACUGUGAAAUCAUGACAUCAAGGAAGAAAGUUCUACUCAAAGUCAUCAUCCUUGGAGACUCUGGAGUUGGGAAGACCUCACUAAUGAACCAGUAUGUGAAUAAGAAGUUCAGCAACCAGUACAAAGCCACGAUUGGCGCCGAUUUCCUGACGAAAGAAGUCAUGGUGGAUGACAGACUUGUCACAAUGCAGAUUUGGGACACAGCAGGUCAGGAGAGGUUCCAGUCUUUGGGUGUAGCUUUCUACCGUGGAGCAGACUGCUGUGUGCUGGUGUUCGAUGUGACCGCACCCAACACCUUCAAGACCCUAGACAGCUGGAGAGACGAGUUCUUGAUCCAGGCCAGCCCACGAGACCCAGAGAAUUUCCCUUUUGUGGUGCUGGGCAACAAGAUUGACCUGGAGAACAGACAGGUACCAACCAAACGGGCACAGAUUUGGUGUCAGAGCAAGAACAACAUCCCAUAUUUUGAAACCAGCGCCAAGGAGGCAAUCAACGUGGAGCAGGCUUUCCAGACUAUCGCACGCAACGCUCUUAAACAGGAAACCGAAGUGGAGUUGUACAACGAGUUCCCCGAGCCAAUAAAGCUGGACAGGAACGAGCGAGCCAAGCCUUCAGCAGAGACCUGCAGCUGCUGAGGCCUCUGAGGAUCAUCAGGGGCUUGUCAUCGCCUGCAUCACCCUGUCUUGCCUUGUCUAUUUAUCCCCUGCCCCGUGGCCCCGCUGUGUUACGCCCUGACGUCCAACAUACAAGCAGCGUCCCCGCUCAUAAGAGUAUAUUACUACACACAAACAUGCUGCACCCACCUCCUUAUAUAAAUAUAUAUAUACAAAAUACAUUUUCUAUAAAAUAGUCUUUUAGUCCAAAGAACACUUUAAGGAAAAAAAUUAGGUGUUUAUUUGUUUGAAGCUUGUUUCCUCCCCAGUCUUUGCCCCUCUUACUCGUCCUUGGUGGUUUGGGGCUGAAUUUCCUUCCGUUUCACGUAUUUCCUGCUUUCACUCCCAGUGUGCUCCCAACUGCUUGUAUUUUGAUACUUAAAGUGGGAAAUCAAAGCAUUACUUCUGUAUGUAUUUUCAAUUUCUGAGUUGGACAAAUAUUGUUUUUUUUUUUUUAAUAAUCAAAAUGUCUGUAAUUGUGGUGGUUAUUUUCUCUCAGUCCACCACUGCUGCACGAACAGAGGAAACACUGCUGCUCCGUAUUUUCCCUAAUACUUGUUACGGCGGCGUGUACAGCCUGGACUGCAUAAAAGAAAUCUCCCUACUUCAGCAGGGCUUUUGUGUGAAACUAAACAAGUGAAUUAGAUGAAAAUAAUGGUGGCUGACUUUUAAAAAAUUUGCAUAUAAUUGAGAAUUAAAGGGGGCAGGAGGGGUCAAUCUGACAAAUAUGUACAGUUAUUUUCCAUCACAACCAUGCUGUCAUACCCAGUAGCUUAAAUUUAUGGAGACGACUCAUUUCGAGCCACACAAUAAAGGUGAUUGUAGCUUGGGUUGGGACUUUUGGUCUAAGCGCUGCUCCUCUGUUGGGAAAAUGAAGGUUCAUCUUGUAAUCUUGUACCGUUACACCAUUUGACAUGGGAACCAGCUGCAUCAAUACAGCAUGUCAGAUAAACCGGGAGGAGAGCUUUUUUUUUUUUUUUUUUCUGAAAUAACUGCUAUUAUUAAAUAUGUUUGUUUUACAAGACUUUGUGUAUAAUUGCGAAUUUCUCAAUCAUGAUUUAGGGAAGGCAAAGAAAGCUGUUGUAAAUCUCCAUAUCCGACUCUGCCAACUCGCCUGUGGUGGCAAACAGUUUAAGUGCUUCUCAUCUUAUUUUAACUGAUUGGAUCUUUAACUGUUGGUUUGUACUAUACUGAGAGCUAGAAAUUCAUCGUAGAGUCUAAGAUAGCACACAUACUGUAACUCUGACUCUUAAAAAGAAACAUGGAAGUCUUUGGCAUUCAUCAUUAUUAUAAUAUGGUAAUGCACAACAUCUACAUUGUUUCAAAAUGUCUUUGCGUUUCAAGUAAUAUGGAUAAUAAAAAAUCUUGACUUAA
Xiphophorus hellerii (green swordtail) is the source of this 2148-nucleotide messenger RNA. RefSeq names its product RAB7a, member RAS oncogene family (gene rab7a). Gene Ontology annotation, biological process: phagosome-lysosome fusion; endosome to lysosome transport. The transcript has 6 exons. The record is from RefSeq and is a predicted model, not a curated record. The coding region runs from base 133 to 756 and encodes 207 amino acids. Gene Ontology annotation, molecular function: GTPase activity; GTP binding. Gene Ontology annotation, cellular component: phagocytic vesicle; lysosome; late endosome. NCBI's taxonomy places the organism in Eukaryota, Metazoa, Chordata, Actinopteri, Cyprinodontiformes, Poeciliidae.